Molecule: messenger RNA, 3792 nt
Organism: Salarias fasciatus (jewelled blenny)
Lineage: Eukaryota; Metazoa; Chordata; Actinopteri; Blenniiformes; Blenniidae
Gene: nol8
Product: nucleolar protein 8
Exons: 18
Coding region: 97-3711 (1204 amino acids)
Biological process (GO): protein localization to nucleolus
Cellular component (GO): nucleolus
Molecular function (GO): RNA binding
Source: RefSeq, a predicted model, not a curated record
AUAGAAGUAACACCGACUGGAUACAUGUGAGUUUCAGGUGCAUGUCAGUGGCAUUUGCUGCCUCUGAAGUGACAGCGGUGUUGUGGAUCCAGAGCAAUGCAGCGGCUGUACGUUGGUGGGUUGAGCCACACGGUCACUGAGAAGGACCUGAAGGAUCGGUUUGGAAAGUUUGGACAAGUGGAGGAUGUGGAGCUCCGUACCAGGAGAGAUGAUGAGGGAGUUCCUUAUAAAACCUUCGGCUACAUCAACAUCAACAUUUCAGAGGCUGAUUUAAAGAAGUGUUUGACGGUGCUGAACAGAUCCAAAUGGAAAGGAGGAACUCUACAGAUAGAGACGGCGAAAGAGAGCUUCCUGCACAAAUUGGCUCAGGAGCGGCAGGCAGCAGCAGAGCGGCACCUCCAGCCUCCCGCAGCCGACGGCCCGAGACAGAAGCUUCUGGACUCCCUGAGCAAAGCUGGAGUGGACAACUUCACCAUGAAGGCGGCUGUUCCGGGGACGGAAAUACCAGGGCACAAGGACUGGGUGGUUAGUAAAUUUGGACGAGUCCUCCCCGUCCUGCAGCUCAAAUGUCAGAAAGGCAGCAAAGCCCGGACCCUGAAGUACGACCCGUCCAAAUACAGCCACAACAUCCGCCGGCUGGACCGUGACGCCCCAGAACAGGUCACACCCGUAGCCAAGCUCACCUGGGAAGUGCAAGGAGGAGACGACGACAUCAGCAAGAAACGGCGAGGCGAGUUUCCACCGUUCCAGCCGUCAAGGCCCAAGAAAAGCCGUACAGAUGUUGUCAACAUACAGAAUGCCCUGAGCACAGCCAGAAUGGAGUCUGCACCACCGACGGUCAGACACACUCAGGCUCAUCCGCUCACCAACGGAUUCAAACCAGCAGCCAGUCAGCGAGUAGCUCAGAAGAGGACGAUGCAUAUUACGGACAGCGAUGUCGACUCGGACGAAGAAAUCCGCAGACUGGCAGCAGCUCAGCAGACGUCCCAUGAUGCACUGCUGCAGGAGGCAGAGGAGGAUAACCUGGAAGUGGUCAGUUAUGACUACUUGACCAAAUCUAGACACAAAGGUGACAGAGACGAGGAUGAUUAUGACUCCGCCGACACAGACGAGCUGUUUUCAUCCAGGAAUCCUCCGCCUCCUCCUCAACCUCAGGGAAAACUUACCUCAAAUCAAAACAACACAGCCGUGAAGAAAAAGGCAAAGAGGAAAAAUCAAGCUGAAGAGGAAGAAGAUGCAGCCGACGACCUCAGCACUAAAAAACUUUGCUCCACUCUGCCAAAAGGAGAGUCUGCUAAAGAGAAACAAGCGGAGAAAACAUCGGUUCCUCCAGUAGUACAGCGCUCCUCCUCUGAAUCUGAUGAUGAUGAUGAUGAUGAUGACGAUGAUGAUGAUCAGGAUCAGGAGGAUUCAGAAUCAGGAGGAUCUGAUUAUGAAGCCAUGUUUUCUAACGUCACCCAUCUGGAGAUCUCCUUUGAGGACCUAAAGAAACUCGGUGAAGACGCCCAGCAGAGCGAGAACACAGCCGACCUCCAACCAGAAAGCGCCUCCUCCACGUCUUCAGAGCGACGCCCUCCCAAGAAGGGCAUCACGCCCGAGGAGAUCCUCGCCGCCAUCUUGGGUGAGGACAACAUUGAGGACGAGCGGGAGAAAAAGAAGAAGAAGAAAACGAGAGGCGUCACAUCGACGCCUCUGCCUGCUUUCCUGGGGUCCAAAGUGCUGGAUGAAGAGUCGGGAAGCGGCGAGAGACCCAAAGAAGAAGAGGAGCAGCAUAGCCUGUUCACUGGAAAAACCAAAACGAGUGAAAACGCUCAGAAAGUUGCAAAGAAGAAGACUCCAGAAAGCAGCAAGGAUGAGGAGGAGGUGAAGGGAGAUGUGGUGAAGAGCACGGCAGGGCCUGGAGUUUUAAAAACAGCUGGACGUAAAGUUCUUGUGACUGAAGAGAUGUCUGAGACGAGCGCUUCCUCGAGCAGUGAAGAUGAGGAGGAGGAGGAGGAAGAAGAGCAGCAGAGGAAGGUCACGCAGACCACGUCGACAUCGAAACCUGAAGCACAGUCUUCAUCGUCUUCCUGCAGCUCUCCUGAGAAAGACAAGAAGGAACAAAAGAGGAUUCCUGCUGCUGAUGCUCUGAGAGCUGCUCCUCGCCCGGCUCUGCACAGUGAGUCCUCUUCCAGCGAGGAGGAGGAGGAGGAGGAGGAAGGGGAGCAGCGUCCCACCCGGGUGGUGCUGGGAGCCAAAGAGGAAGCGGAGCGGCAGAGGGAGGCCAACCUGAGGAGGCUGGCCGCCGUUCAGCAGAAGCAGAAAGAGGCUGAAGAGCACAAGAAGCUGAUCCAGGGAGCUCUGGCCAAGCUGGACACUCCAGCAGCAGGAUCAGGGAAACGCAUCGUCUUUAACUCUGAUGACGAUGAUGAUGAGGAUGAAGAUGAUGAUGAUGAUGAUGAUGAAGGUACAGAUAAACAGCAGACACUCUUGGGGACCACAGCGUCAAAGAAGACCCUGUUGGAGGACAGCCAGUCGGAGGACGAGGUGCCUGCUGAUGAAGCAGCAGCCAGUGGAAGGAGAACGGCUAAAGAGAAAGUCCGUCAGAAACCUGCAGGGCCUCAGCUGUUUGGUGGCAGUGAGGAUGAGGAGGGCAGCGACGAAGAGGAGGAUGGCAGCAGGUUCGACAUCAGGCCUCAGUUUGAAGGUCCAGCAGGACAGAAGCUGAUGGAGCUGCAGUCUCGCUUCGGGACAGACGAGCGUUUCCGGAUGGACUCCCGCUUCCUGGAGGAGGACGAGGAUAAAGAGGAGGACUCAGACGUGAAGAGGAGCCAGACGGAGGAAGACGAGGCUCUGGAGGAGGAGAGGAAGAAGAGCCUGUCCAUUCUGCAGAGCGUCCUCGGCAGCAGCCAACAAACCUGCAGCAGCAAGACGGCUGUCAAAGCCAAAAAAUUCAGGGAUGUGUCUGCGCUGCAUUACGACCCCAGUAAAGAGGAACACGCCGCGUUUGAGACUAAAACGGAUGAAUCCAAGAAGGAGAGCAAAUCAGCCAGGAAGAAGAAGAGGGAAGAGGCCCUGAAGCUUCCUGAAGUUUCUAAAGAGAUUUAUUACGACGUUUCCGGCGAUCUGAAAGCCGUGUUCGGCCAGACGAAGGACGGCGUCACUGAGGGAGAGGAGAACCUGAACUGGGAUCAGGUGGAGGAGAAAGAAGACAAAGAGGAAGAGGAGGAAAAGGAGGAGGAGGAAGAGCCGGCCGCACCAUCGUCUCUGCUCUCAGCUGAACCCCAGAAGGACAGCUCCUCUGGAUUUAUGUUCUCCUUCUUUGGAGAAGACGCAGAAACAGCUAGUGGAGAAACAGCUGAGUACAAGGUGGAGAGCAUCCAGGCUCCAAAGGUGUCAUGGCAACAAGACCCACGUUUCCAUGACAGCAGUUCAGACGAGGAGGAGGAGGAUGGGAGUGAGGAGGAGGAGGAGGAGGAGGAGGAGGAAGACAAGGAGCAAAGCAGCACAACUCCUAAAAUUACAAAGGAGGAGCCGCUCGUAAAGACAGAUUCGUUCUUCUUCCACCCUGAGGACACCAGACUGACUGAGGGUCCUCGGUUGUUCUGCCGCACGUCGGACCUGGAGGAGCAGAAGGAGCAGUGGGAGGAGCGGAGGACCGCGCUCAGACAGGAAUAUCGGAAGAAGCACAAGGAUGCUCGAAGGAAAAUAACUUCCUCCCUGAAAAGAUGAGGAUUGUGGGAACUUCAAACUCACUAAUGUUGACAUUAAGACUCUGGAUCAAAAUAUUUUUUGUACAUUUGUUGUUGUUGG